Drepanopeziza brunnea f. sp. 'multigermtubi' MB_m1 is the source of this 405-nucleotide messenger RNA. RefSeq lists its product as uncharacterized. The record is from RefSeq and is a predicted model, not a curated record. NCBI's taxonomy places the organism in Eukaryota, Fungi, Ascomycota, Leotiomycetes, Helotiales, Drepanopezizaceae.
AUGGCCAUCCAAACAGCCAAAAUCCGCUUGGCUCGGAGAACACUCCUUUACAGCUCACCGGCCUCGACCAUUCCGCUUGAAGCUACUGGUUGUUUUACCAGGCUGGGGAAACGGCUACCUACGGAUGGAUCUCCCACUCUUGAACAUGGUACGAAUAUGGUAUGGAAAACGCCCAUAGCAAUACCGAAGAUUGAGGACGGAAGAGCUUCCAUCGGGGCUGUGACGGAUGUUGAGAAUACUGGGCAUGACAGCGAGACCAGAUUCGCAGCCGGCGAAAAGUUCAUUCUCAUCGAAAUACUGGCUGAUGCGCUAGCUCAUCCAAGUGUUCCUCAUCUUGAAAUGCUGGUCGAGCGCACUUCUUGGCCAGACCUGGAAUCUGUUCAAAGGAGCGUGGUUGGAACAUAA